Saccharomyces kudriavzevii IFO 1802 is the source of this 771-nucleotide messenger RNA. RefSeq lists its product as uncharacterized. The coding region runs from base 1 to 771 and encodes 256 amino acids. The transcript has a single exon. NCBI's taxonomy places the organism in Eukaryota, Fungi, Ascomycota, Saccharomycetes, Saccharomycetales, Saccharomycetaceae. The record is from RefSeq and is a predicted model, not a curated record.
AUGAGUGGUGACGAUUACAGGACUAGUGAUGACGAUGAUGACACCCAAAAGAGGUACACAAGGCCGGUAUUUGUGAGUGAACUCAAGAGGAAAGCGUACACCAGGAGGACUAGCCAAGCCAAAGACCACCACCCAUGUAACAGGACCGUAAAACGGCCGCAACCUCACAGAGAAGACACGCAAAGUACCACCAUACGGCUGGUACCGGCAACCAUAGACAGACCAACUCGCCAGAAGAAGAAAAAAAAAAGCGCGAGCACAAUCACUCAUGGCACCGCGCUCUUCGAGUACGGAGAAAGCAUAGCAGGUUACAGGUGCGUUACCACCGAGAGCGAAAUGAACCGCUUGAAACAGAAAGAUGAAAGCGAAAGCUCUAGUGACAGCGAAGUGGACAUUUUCGCCUUUGAUCAGGUAGAUGACGCUGACUGCAAGCUUGAAACUGAAGAACGGCACGCACAGGCCAUCCGACGGUACUGGCGCAGGACGAAGGGCGAGCCUGCCGUGUUGCCACUGCCGGACACGCCAACCCUGGCGGUUGCCAGUCCCGAUAUUAUCGACGAGCAUAGCGUAAAACGAUUCUACACAAUGAGCGCUACCCUGGUGCAUGCAGAACGCCAGGACCUUAUCCGUCGCGACAGAAUACGUUGGCACCCGGACAAACACCGUUCUCACAAGGCAAAAGUCACAAAGUUGUUUCAGGUAAUUAACAGCUUGUGGGAGCAAGAACAAGAACGAGCAACAGAUCUAGCCCGCCGCCGCACCGGGGUCUAG